GACGUCACACAGAGUCAUGCGGCGGAAGCGUCAGCCGGAUGUGACGUCACACACAGGGAGUCCGGCGGCGGAAGCAGCGGCAGCCAUGGCGCUCAAUAGGCACCACUCGAAGGAAGGUGGUGUCGUCGUCCCCAAUGCUGAGAGCAUUCUCAAGCAGUGUAAAGAUGUGGAGCUCUCCUUCAGUGACGUGACUGGCAAGCCUGAAGCCUUCAAAGGCACCAAGAAAGGAAUGCUGUAUCUCACACCAUACAGGAUGAUCUUCGUGUCCAAGGGCAAGGAUCCCAUGCUGUCUUUUAUGAUGCCAUUUUAUUUGGUGAAAGGGUGCUCUAUUGAGCAGCCUGUUUUCUCUGCUAAUUACAUCAAAGGACAGAUUCAGGCUGAGGCAGGAGGUGGCUGGGAAGGGCAGGGAACGUUUAAACUGACUUUCAACAGUGGAGGAGCCAUUGAGUUUGGACAGCUGAUGUUCAAAGCUGCCUCUAGUGCUUCCAGUGGAGCUCCUCUCCAGCCCCCUGGCUAUGGAUACACACCUGUACCUGGAGGGUAUUCCCCUGUCCCACCUGCUCCAGGUGGCUAUGCACCUGCUCCAGGAGGAUAUGCACCUGCACCGGGGGGCUAUGCUCCUCCUCCACCACCUCCAAAUGGUCCUUAUCCUUAUGCACCACCUCCAAUGAAUGCAUAUGGACCUGCUCCCCAGCCCAUGGGGUAUCCGUAUGCCCAGAAUCCAGGUAUUUACCCACCGCUCCCCAACAUGAAUUCCAGCAGUGUGUUACCUCCUCCUCCCCCCUACUCUGGACCAUCUCCUGCAGGACCCUCAGCCCCACCAGCUUCCACACCCUGGGUGGACUCAGGUAUGCCAGGGAACAGUAAGGCCAUGGAAGCUGCUUCCAGUGCGUAUUACAACCCUGCUAACCCACACAAUGUCUACAUGCCCAUGGAUCAGCCACCUCCUUAUGCACCUCCUGAAGAUAAGAAAAACAACUAACAGACAGAAAUUGCAGCCAGCCUCCCACACUCUCUCUCCCAGAAGACAAUUAGGCUGUCACUACCCAUGGGGUUAGCGUAUCUCUGUGUUUCUCUGUGUAUGUACAAUGUGUGUAGUGCUGGGCAGCUGAGCAUCUGCCCUCCUUAAACGUUAAGUGACUGGCAAUACAAGGCAGAACAAUA
Messenger RNA from Tympanuchus pallidicinctus (lesser prairie-chicken), 1164 nucleotides. RefSeq names its product WBP2 N-terminal like (gene WBP2NL). NCBI's taxonomy places the organism in Eukaryota, Metazoa, Chordata, Aves, Galliformes, Phasianidae. Gene Ontology annotation, biological process: positive regulation of DNA-templated transcription. Gene Ontology annotation, molecular function: transcription coactivator activity; chromatin DNA binding. The transcript has 8 exons. Gene Ontology annotation, cellular component: nucleus. The record is from RefSeq and is a predicted model, not a curated record. The coding region runs from base 17 to 982 and encodes 321 amino acids.